ACAUGUCAGUGACACGGUGCAAUGUAGAAGAUCUCAAUCCGUCGAGGAUCAGGACCCCACAGCCACCAAAAGCCUUGUGCCUAGCCGACGCUGUCACGCGGCGACGGCGGCGGCGGCGUCGCCGGCGCGGCGACAUGCUCCACCUCCGCAACCACCUCCUCCCGCUGCUCCACGCCGCCACCUCCACCGCCUCCUCCUCCCCUCUGCACCUCACCCACCGCCUUCUCUCCACCGCCGCAAGAUCCCCCUUCUCCGUCGAGCACUACCUCAUCGCCACCUGCGGCCUCACCGCCGCUCAGGCGCGCAGGGCGUCCCCGAAGCUCUCCCGUCUCAACUCCUCCUCCAACCCCGACGCCGUGCUCGCCCUCCUCUCCUCCUCCGCCGCCGGCCUCGACUCCCUCUCCCUCUCCCGCGCGGACCUCGCCGCCGUCGUCGCCGCCGAGCCGCGGCUGCUCCGCGCGAGGCCCGGCACCAUCGCCCGCCGCAUCGCCUCCCUCCGCGGCCGCGCCAACCUGUCUGCGCCCCAGAUCCGCAGCUUCCUCAUGUCCGGCGGCGCGGCGCACCUCGCCUCGUCCGACGUCUCCCCGAAGCUCGCGUUCUGGGUCCCCUUCCUCGGCUCCUUCGACAUGCUCCUCAAGAUCCUCAGGAGGUGCAACGCGAUCCUCGCCACCGACGUCGACAGGGUGGUCAGGCCCAACGUCGCGCUGCUCGGGGAGUGCGGGCUAGGUGUUUGUGAUAUUGUCCAGAUGACCCAGACCGCCGCGUGGCUGCUCACGUUCAACCCAGAGCGACUGAAGAUUGUCGUGCGGCGCGCCGAGGAGCUCGGCGUGCCCACUUCAUCGUGGGCGUUCAAGGACGCCGUGUGCACCGUCGCCCGUAACAACGAGGGCACCAUCGCCGCGAGGAUGGAGUUCUUGCGCGGCACUCUUGGUUGCUCCAUGGACAAGCUACGCUCUGCGAUCAGCAGGAAGCCGAGCAUUCUAGGAUUCUCGGAGAAGACGCUUCGCGGCAAAAUAGAGUUCUUGCUCACUAAGGUCCAAUUGGAGACUGAAUACAUCUUGCAGAGGCCUGUGAUGCUCACGCUCAGCCUGGACAAGCGGUUGGCGCCGCGGCAUUAUGUUCUACAAGCCCUUGUGGAGAAGGGGUUGAUAAAAAAUGAUGUUGAUUACUACAGUUGUGUUUGUUUUGGCAAUGAACAUUUCGUAGCGAGGUACAUUGAUCGCCACGAGGAUGCUCUUCCUGGUCUCACGGAUGCCUAUGCCGCUGUUCAUGCUGGCAAAUCGCCUGCACAAAGUCUAACUCAACAUCUUAAGACAGACAGAUAUCGGAGUGAUGGAGAGGCAACAUACGUGUUGAGGAAUCAACCGGUCGGAAUGGAAGACAAGUGAAAAUAGGCACGUAUAUAACAUCGGUUGGAACAGAAGGCAUGAAUGAUCAAACAUAUGUCCAAAAAUCAUCAACGUCAAACAUUACAAGCUGAAGGGGGUAUAGUAAGGUAAUUAACCAACAAUGCCAAAAGUCUAUUUCAACUACUUAUCGUUGGUUUGGACCUUCGAGAUGGGCCGGUUCUAUCAACUAGGAGACAAGGGGGCCCAUCCAGAGACCAACAACAGCUUGGCCCAGCCCAUGCACAUCUAGAGUUGCAUCCAGCAUCUGAUUUCUGCUACAAGGAAGAAUCGUUCACUAGAACCCCAGUGGCAGCAUGAAGCGUUCACAGCAUGCACAAUGCAUCAACAAACCAAGGGGAACUAAAAAUUUUAAUGGUGCUAAAAUUUUGGGAAUCUCCUGCUUCUGUACUCUCUUAACUUUUAGCUGAACUUUGGUAGUACCCAACUUUUAACCAUUCCAAUUUUGGUAAUGCUAGAAUUAAGGUUAGGCUUCAUAUGCUUCGUAUGGCUAAUGAGCCAAACAUAUAGCAUCAAUGCUUUCACUUGGCAAAAGUUGUUGAGCCUUUCCAAAUGCAUGAAGCAAUCCAAAUUGUUUUUAUUACUAUAUGACAAAUGCAUCAGGUGACAUUUUUAUGGGGU
This is a messenger RNA of Oryza sativa Japonica Group (Japanese rice), 2027 nucleotides long. RefSeq lists its product as uncharacterized. The record is from RefSeq and is a predicted model, not a curated record. Gene Ontology annotation, molecular function: double-stranded DNA binding. NCBI's taxonomy places the organism in Eukaryota, Viridiplantae, Streptophyta, Magnoliopsida, Poales, Poaceae. Gene Ontology annotation, biological process: regulation of DNA-templated transcription.